Molecule: messenger RNA, 530 nt
Organism: Anopheles bellator
Lineage: Eukaryota; Metazoa; Arthropoda; Insecta; Diptera; Culicidae
Product: endocuticle structural glycoprotein ABD-5-like
Exons: 3
Coding region: 123-434 (103 amino acids)
Cellular component (GO): chitin-based extracellular matrix
Molecular function (GO): structural constituent of chitin-based larval cuticle
Source: RefSeq, a predicted model, not a curated record
GCAACACGUACGCAAGUGCACCUCCCGGGUAGUUCCCAGCUCCUCAGUUCAGGCGAGAAGAAGGAUCUGUUUAUCGCCUUCCAGGAUCGACCGGCCGUAGUUUCUGUGCACAGCAUUCCAAAAUGAAGCACGUGAUCGCCCUCUUCGCCAUCGUGGCCGCCGUGUUCUGUGUUACCGUUCGGGCCGUGGACGAUGUGCAGCUACUGCAGUUUACCAACGACAACAACGUCGACGGAAGCUACCAGUUUGCCUACGAGCAAAGCGAUGGCCAGAAGCGUGAAGAGAAGGGAGAGCUGAAGCAGGUCGAAGGAGCCGAAGAGCCGGUGCUAUCCGUGUCCGGCUCGUACGAGUACACCGACCCGAACGGGCAGCGAUACCGCGUGGAUUACGUGGCCGACGAGAAGGGUUACCGACCGACUGUUACGAAGCUGUAAAGGAGCCAACGAGUGGGCAAUGCGGACCAUCGCGUCAGGGAACAGAGUGAGAUUUUGUAUAACAAAUGGAAGAACAAUAAAGACUAAAACGCCAAA